AUGAGCGGCGUUCUACGUCCUACGAUGGCGCCAAAGCUCGAUGUUGGCUUUGUUGAUGAUCCAAGGGUAACUAAGCGCUCUAGAUGCCAGUGGUCUCAGAUCCUGGUGCCGGGAGAGCUGAAGAACGACCCGAAAUAUGAUGGUACGCCAGGGAUCAUUGGACGAUCACGCUGUGCUGCCGGAAGAGCUACAACUUGCUGGAAGGCACACUGUGAGACGGACGAGUCUAGAAGGCCCUUAGUUGUCAAGGACUCAUGGCAGUACCCAGAGCGCGCUGAGGAAGGGGAGCUAUUGCAAGAAGCGGUGGCUCGAGAGGUGAGGAAUGUUGCAAGAUACUAUCACCACGAGACCGUUCGUGUCGACAACGUGGAUGAUGAUGUCGUGCCUAUCCAAAGAGGCCUCGAUAUUCCAACCGUGAAAAAGGGGAAGAAGGGGCUGGCUGGCUGUAUUGAAGGAUACAUGUCGCUCCAUGACAAAGCAGGCCUUAUCCAAUGCGAUAUCUCCCUGCGGAACCUGAUGGUGAAUGAAGACCAGGACAACAACCCUUCCUGGCCCGCCUUUCUAAUCGAUCUUGGCCUCGCAAUAAAAGUGCAACGGGACGGCUCGUCCGGCGCACGGGGCAAGACAGGCACGAGGGCGUUCAUGUCUAUCGGCGUCUUAUACGGCGAAAAGCACUGUUAUAUGCACAAUCUAGAGUCCUUCUUCUGGGUCUUAUUCUGGAACUGUGUUCAUUAUGACGGCCGAGAAAUGAAAAGACCGUCGACGAGUUCUACGGAGCUAGCGAAUGUGAAGAAAGGGUUAAUAAGUGAUGAGGAGGACAUUCUUCGAACUGCAGCGGAUAACUUCACUCCGUACUACGAGUCCUUGGCUCCUUGCGUCAACCGGCUACGGCGUCUCGUCUUUCCAGAUGGCCAGCGGUGGAAGAAGCUAAAUCCCAAACUACCCCAGAACACGAUUGAAAUACUUUGA
This is a messenger RNA of Nannizzia gypsea CBS 118893, 969 nucleotides long. Its product is annotated as FunK1 protein kinase. Bases 1 to 969 code for a protein of 322 amino acids. Lineage: Eukaryota; Fungi; Ascomycota; Eurotiomycetes; Onygenales; Arthrodermataceae. The record is from RefSeq and is a predicted model, not a curated record. The transcript has 5 exons.